UGUAUCUGAGACUUCCCCAGACUAAAGCCUGUUGCAGUGACCACAUCCACCCUCCUAUCACCAGGGCUGGUCUCGCCUGAGUUUGCACAGAAACCAGACUCCUUCCACAUGUGUGUGGCUCUGCAGAGGUCACCCCAGUCUGGAGGGGCUGCACAAAACCCCACUGUCAGGUCUGCCUACUGCUGAAAUCUAGCAAUAUGCUGUGAGAAGGACCCAGGACUCAACACUACUACAGGCCUCUCACUCAUGCACAAAAAGGAAAACACUAAGUUGGAGACCACAGACAACAACAGCAAUGGCAACAUCCAGCAGAUCACACCAUAUAUCACCAUUCCACAUUAGGAUGAAAGCCUACUCCUGGCCUUUACUGGCACUGGUGCUCCUGUCAGUUGACAAAGUUGCCUCUCAAGAAACCACAGCCAACUUUACGGGGUAUGAAGGACUCCUACAAGAGGUGGAACCCGUGUACUGCCCCAUCGCCUGUAAGUGUGAGUGGCUCUUCGACUCGGGCGUGUUCGUGGACUGUCGCGGUUACGACAUCUUGUUCCUUCCCGACGAAUACCCGCAGAGAACGCUGUGGCUGUCCCUUUCUCAGUACAUCCUCACCAAUGGUCUCCAGCCAAACAGUUUCACGCAGACCCCGUAUCUACGAUCGCUCUCUCUACGCCACAACAACCUAAUCCACAUCUACCCCGACGCCCUCACCGCCAUCCACGAGCUUAACGAGCUUGACCUGAGCCACAACGAACUGAAUGACUUACGAGGAAUCUUCAAGUGGAUUCCAGGCCUCAAGACGUUGGAUCUGUCCCACAACAACUUCAACACACUUGACGAGUUUCUGAAGGAGGUGCCGGAGUUGCGACGUUUGUACGUGCAUCACAACGAGCUGCUACAGCUGGGAACCCUGAACCACCUACCAUACCUCAGCGUGCUCAUCCUGGCACACAACAACCUCACCACUAUAGAAGGUACCAUGGAGAACUGUACCAGGCUUCGCUCUAUCGACAUCAGCCACAACAAGCUGACCAGCAUCGACGGGACGUUCGAGGACAUGACGCUCCUCCAGGAGCUAAAGGUAAGCUACAACAAGCUGUCAACGCUCGCAAACGUCUUCAGUAAGAAGCACAAUGGAACCUGGAGCAUAAAGACAGUAAUGGCAGACCACAACCGCAUCACAUCUGUGAAGGGCAUCUUCCCCAACAUGCGGAACCUUGUCACGUUAGACCUGAAGCACAACAACAUCACGACAGUGGAGUACGCCUUCCACCACAACAGCAAGCUGGAGCAGCUCUACCUCAGCCACAACCAGAUCCAGGUCAUCCACAAUGUCUUCUACAACCUGCCUCGCCUGGAGGUGCUGGAUCUACAGAGUAAUGACAUCACCAACAUCGACGGCGCCUUCAGCAAUAACCGAGCCAUCAGGGAACUCAGUCUCAGCCACAACAAAAUCAACGCUUUGUACGGGGACUUUGACUCCAUGAAACAGCUGGCGUUUCUAGAUCUGAGGUACAACAAGAUCGACCAUGUACGGAACUCUUUUAUAACAGGCCAGCUGCCCAUCCGGUGGCUGAAACUCGGACAUAACAACAUCUCUGUCCUUCACGCUGUGUUUAACGACAUGCCCAACCUGAUAGAGCUGGACCUGAGCCACAACAACAUCCACACGGUCCGCUACUGUUUCCACGAGCUACGGAGUCUGCAAGUUCUGGACCUGAGUCAUAACAAGUUGGACUACAUUGACGGACUGUUUCACCAUCUACCUUCUCUUGAAUACCUACAUCUUGAGCAUAACCUCAUCUACUCCCUUGGCUCAGCUUUCCACAACUUACAAAGACUGAAAUCCUUGAACUUGGCAAACAACACCAUCAACAGCUUGGGAAGUGGAUUCAGUAGAAAUGUCAACCUAACAAAUCUUGACCUCCAAAGCAACAGGCUGACCUCCAUGGGAAACUCUUUGAAGAAACUGUCAAAACUUAAGUGGCUGUUUCUCAGUCACAAUGAACUUGACCACCUUAAAGACGGUCUUGAAGAUUUGACUGACCUCCAGGUUCUUGACCUCAGCAACAACAGCUUGUACUGGAUCUACGAGGCCUUUAAGAACCUCGGUAAUCUUAAGAAGCUAGACCUGAGUCACAACCACCUCUCCAACAUCGCCACAGCCUUCUCAGUACUGGACAAUCUCGAGGAGUUGCAUCUUCAGUACAACAAGAUCCAGUCGUUGGACAAGGCAAUAAGGAAGAUGAAGAAGCUGAGGUGGGUGAACAUGAACUAUAACAACAUCUCCAGCAUCAAGGGUGAGUUCAAAAACCUGGUACGUCUCCACGGAAUGUACAUCAGCCACAACAACAUCCAGUCAGUACGGCACGGGUUGGACGGACUCGUGAGUCUCCAAAUCGUCGACCUCAGCUUUAACAAGAUUACCAACCUCGACGAUGCGUAUUCCGAUCUACACUUUCUCGACGAGCUUCACCUGAACAACAACGGAAUUGUCACCAUCGGGAAGGCGUUCCGUAACCUUCGGAACGUCAGAUGGCUGCACAUGCACUACAACAACCUGACAUAUCUGGGUAAGGAGCUGCUGGGACUGAAGGCAGUGGAGUUUGUGAACGUCAGCUGCAACCAGAUAAAGGACCUGAAGAUCGACUUCAGCCAGAUGACCAACCUGGAGAUUCUGGACUUGAGCCACAACAGACUGGGGAACCUGACGAAAGAAAUCAAAGCCCCAAACCUCGUCAGCUUGUUCCUCCGUAACAACAACAUCGGGUUCAUCGAGCACACGUUUGCCGCCAUGCCGUUCAUGCGGGUCCUGGAUCUGGCCUAUAACAACAUCAACGACAUCACAUACAUGUUCUAUGACUCUCCCAAUCUCAACGCGCUGGACUUGAGCCACAACCGAAUCCGUUACACCGAGAUGGCGUUUGUAAACAAUCCAUUCCUGGGGGAGGUCUACCUCAACCACAACCAGAUCACCAGCAUUCAUAACACGUUUGCACAUCAGAGCUACCUUGGGCUCGUCGAACUCAGCCACAAUCGGCUGACAUCAGUUGACAACCAGUGGUGGCUGCCCAUCUACGUUACCCACUUGAGGCUCGGCUAUAACCAAUGGCACUGCAACUGCCCACUGCUGCAAUUUAUCAUCGUGCUCGACCGGCGCUCGGACAAGAGACAAGUGAACGUCACCUGCGAGAGCCCAGCCAACCUCCGCGGGAAAUUCGUCUGGGAGUCGGGCAUCCAGGGACCCCCGAAGAUGCAGAUGAACAGGACGCACAUCGUGGUGCGGAAGGGACAAGACGCCACGCUCUACUGCGAGACGCGGGGGUGCCCCACACCGAAGAUAUCCUGGGUACUCGCCAACAACAAGACAGUCACACCUGAGAAAGUUGAACCUGGCUACGUGGUGGAAGAGUUUGGGUCUGUGAGUGUACUGACUAUUGAGGAAGUGGACGAGAAUGACAUAGGGAAGAUUAAGUGUGUGUCUACUAAUGUGCAAGGUAGCUCUAUGCGGGUCGCCAAACUGUGCCUGAAGAAACAGGAUGCUUAUAUGUUCUUUGAGAGAAUAAUAUGUGAAGUAACAUAGACACACAAGAAAACAAUAAGAGAGAAAAUCCCUGACUACCAAGGCAUCAUUUGGCUCUUUUUUACCCUGCUUGUCACCUUUGUAAAAUACAGGACAUACAAUGUCAUGUACAUACAGUUUAACAGAAGACUCCUCUGUAUUCAUAAUAUAUGCUUCUGAUAUUU
Messenger RNA from Branchiostoma floridae (Florida lancelet), 3741 nucleotides. Its product is annotated as protein artichoke-like. Lineage: Eukaryota; Metazoa; Chordata; Leptocardii; Amphioxiformes; Branchiostomatidae. Gene Ontology annotation, molecular function: protein binding. The coding region runs from base 296 to 3577 and encodes 1093 amino acids. The record is from RefSeq and is a predicted model, not a curated record. The transcript has 2 exons.